CUCAGAUUAAACUGAAUUAACAGCUCUGGGCUCUCUGCCGCUCGGAUUCGAGGCAAACACAGAAAACAUGGAAUAAGAUGGUUUUUGAAGCGAAACGGAAAACGCACAACAGAGAACGCCUGUCAGGAGAAAACCACCCAAAGAAUGAUUGACAGGUCAUGGCGUUACUCUGUUGUCGUGACGAUGGUCUCUUUAGCCUGGCUCCUCCCAGUCAUAGCUUCUGCCACGCCCUUCCCCAGGGACCUGCAGCCAAUCAGUGUGGUGCGUGUGGAAGACUCGCACCUGUAUCCCAGUUUCCAGGGUCUGGUGUUUAAUAACGGCUCGGAGCGUCUGGGUCUGGACUAUCAGCUCAUGAUCCGGAUCCAGCACAUGCUGUACAUCGCUGCCAGAGACCAUGUGUUUGUUGUGAAUCUCACUACUGCAGUCGAUAAAAUCAUCCCACAGCAGAUCCUGACGUGGAGAUCUACAGACGUGUCCAAGUGCGCGGUGCGAGGGAGAAACAGCGAUGAGUGUUAUAAUUACAUCAAGGUUCUUGUGCCUCGUAACGACGAGACUCUGUUUGCGUGUGGAACGAACGCACUGAACCCGGCCUGCAGAAACUACAGAUUGAGUUCGCUGGAGCAGGUCGGUCAGGAGCUGCUGGGUCAGGCCCGCUGUCCCUUCGAGUCUCGCCAGUCCAACAUAGGACUGUUUGCAGGGGGUCAUUUCUAUUCGGCCACAGUGACGGACUUCCAGGCCAGUGAUGCAGUGAUCUACAGGAGUUUGGGAGGAGAGGGGCGUCCCGUCCUGAGGACCGUCAAAUACGACUCCAAAUGGCUCAGAGAGCCUCACUUCCUGCAUGCUGUCGAAUACGGCAACUACGUGUACUUCUUCUUCAGUGAGAUCGCAGUGGAGCACACCGGCGCUGGGAAGGUGGUGUAUUCGCGUGUGGCACGUGUGUGUAAGAACGACAGCGGCGGCUCCACGCGUGUGUUAGAUCGUCACUGGACGUCGUUUCUGAAGGCACGUCUGAACUGCUCUGUUCCUGGAGACACCUUCUUCUACUUCGACGUGCUGCAGUCCAUCACCAGUGUCCUGCAGAUCAACCAGCGGCCCGCUGUGGUGGGGGUCUUCACCACACAGACCAACAGCAUUCCCGGCUCAGCAGUGUGUGGGUUUUAUUUGGAUGACAUUGAGCAAGUGUUUAAUGGGAAGUUUAAGGAGCAGAAGAACAGUGAUUCAGUGUGGAUGCCUGUACCUGAGGAGCUGGUGCCCAAACCACGUCCAGGUUCAUGUGCAGGUGAAGGUUCAGCGUCCUCCUACUCAUCCUCUGUUCAGUUUCCAGACUCUGUGCUUUCAUUUAUUAAGACACAUCCACUGAUGGACGAGACUGUGUCAUCAAUCAACAGCCAACCGCUGAUCACCAGCACCGCCAGCAGGUAUAGGCUGACUCAGAUAGUGGUGGAUACAGCGGCUGGUCCUCAUCAGAACCGCAGUGUUGUGUUUCUGGGCUCUGAAGACGGCCGUGUGCUGAAGAUCCUGAUCAGCUCGAGAGAGAACGGCUCCAGACUGCUGGAGGACAUCAGCGUGUUCAGUCCCACACGGUGUAGCGGAGAGCGGAGGGUGUUGGGUCUGGAGCUGGAUCAGGAGCAUCACGCUCUGUUUGUGGCGUUCUCCAGCUGCAUCAUCAGAGUUCCUCUGAGCCGCUGCGCUCAACACGGCACAUGCAAGAGACGCUGUCUCCACACACACGACCCAUACUGCAUCUGGCUACGGACCGGACGCUGUGCAGACGUGGCUCCAGGGUUCAAGGCGGGCUUUGAGCAGGACGUUGACGGUGACCAGUCACAUUCAUUUGACGCGUGCAUCACAGCAGGAAGUGAUGUUAGCUCAGCGGUGGAUUCAGCCUCCGGUGUGAAGCAGCUUCCUGACGCAGCGGGUCUUGGCGACGGCUUCCACUUCUCUCUCCUGGGGGCGUGUGUGCUGGUGGCGUUCGUGUUGGGUGCCGUCGUCUCCGGUGUGCUGGUGUCCUGUUACUGCGCUCAGAGAUCCCACCAAUCACAGGAGCCGGAGGCGUCGCUCUCGCUCACCAGCCUCGCCAAACUCAACCGCCUCUUAGACCCCAAACCAGACAAGAACGACCUCACAUCCUCUCAGAUCUACAGCUCCGGGACGCCCGGAAAACCACACACCACUGAAGACGAGGAGCUGGUUUCUGACCUGCCCACCCCGGAUCUGACGCCCGAGCUGCCAAUCAAGACCUUAAACAGCCAAUGGGAGAGAAGCCACACCUACAACUCCACCAAUCAGACGCUUCCCAGCAAGCACACGCCCUCGGAGGGCCACGAUGAUGAUGUAUUCAGACACACACACAAUCCAGUUAUCACCAUUAUGACUUCAUCUUUAUUCCCGGGCGACUCCGGCUCGUUGCACACCCCAACAUCAUAUUACAGCUGCCUGAAAGAGACGGGUGAAACCUCCGCGCUUCAGCAGAUUCAGCCGGGCUCCUCGCAGCGCCACGUCCUCAUAAAGAUGGGCAACGGCGUCACGACCGCCCGCCAGCACCGAUUCAACCAGAAGUCAGCGCCGGCGGGAAACAUCUACGAGACACAGCGUCCGUUAAUCACAGGCGGCUCGUGUCUGACGCGGCAGCACAGCUACAGCGAGCCGCCACACCUGCAGCGCACGGCUAUCAUCAGACGCACAGAGUCACUCAAACCACAGAUCCCCCCCAAACCCACAUACAUACCCCCCAAAACACUACACCUGCCCUCGCACCCCAAACACAGCUACUGACCUCUGACCCCAGGACACCACCCACACCGAACCAACACUAGCACACUUCAUAUCAUUGGCCUACACUUAACUUCUAAAUAAAAACUUAUUUUUGCAUUUUUUUAAUGCAUUUUUGGUUCCCUUCACACACACACACACUCACACAAAUUCUACUUUAUUCCACUGGCUUUUUAAUUAUUUUUGUAAAUACCCAGCAAAAGAUGAGCAUGCACAGUAUAUACUGCAUAAAUCUCAUUAUGUUGCAUCCAAGUAUCUUUCAAAUAAUUACCUUUUUUCAAUUUAUUUUUGUUCCCUCAAAAAAAAAAAUUGGAUUCUGGUAUAUUAGAUAAUCUUAAGAAAAAAAGAUAAGGGCGUUCUUAAGAAAUGUUUAGAGAAUACAAAAUCUUAUAUUUUUUUGCAUAUUCCUUAAUCGCAAUUUUAAUGUUUAAAUUUCACAAACAUUUUGGGGAUCUAAGACAAGUUGGAGGUUAUCCGAACUUAAAAUUGGUACUUUAUGCAAAAGAGUACUUCACAUUCUCUAAGUGUGUUUGUGUUUCAUUGAGAGGAGUGUGUUCUCACAGCAUCACAUCAGACUGACAUUAUUGAGCUGCAUUAAUGAGAUAUAACCUGUUUGUAUUGAUCUGUGCCUUACAUGACAGACCUGAGGUCAGAGGUCAGAGGUGAUGAUGCUGACCCGUCAGGAUUCUUUGACUUGUGAAUGUCAUGUGACUGAUCAGUGUCUGUUAGGAAUCAAUGAUGAAGACAGAAGAGGUCAGGACCCUAUCAGAAGUGCUGGUGACUGCUGAAGCUUUAAUAUAGUCAAAUAUUCACAGUUUGCAUUUCACAUGCAAGUAAA
Messenger RNA from Carassius gibelio (silver crucian carp), 3610 nucleotides. RefSeq names its product sema domain, transmembrane domain (TM), and cytoplasmic domain, (semaphorin) 6D (gene sema6ca). Lineage: Eukaryota; Metazoa; Chordata; Actinopteri; Cypriniformes; Cyprinidae. Gene Ontology annotation, biological process: positive regulation of cell migration; negative chemotaxis; axon guidance. Gene Ontology annotation, molecular function: chemorepellent activity; semaphorin receptor binding. The record is from RefSeq and is a predicted model, not a curated record. The coding region runs from base 145 to 2775 and encodes 876 amino acids. The transcript has 19 exons.